Messenger RNA from Gigantopelta aegis, 1253 nucleotides. RefSeq lists its product as uncharacterized. The coding region runs from base 277 to 933 and encodes 218 amino acids. Lineage: Eukaryota; Metazoa; Mollusca; Gastropoda; Neomphalida; Peltospiridae. The record is from RefSeq and is a predicted model, not a curated record. The transcript has 4 exons.
UCAAAAGCUGGAGUCGAGGUUUUGAUUGCAUGCAUCUGCUCGCCUCAUAUUUCCUAUGCAUUAUCGAUUGCUGGCAUCGACUUGCCUACUCGGAACUGAAUAAUAGCGUAACGCAUUCGAAUCUACAAACACAAAUCUUGUACUUACCAGUGUAAUAUACGACACGGAGUUUUCAGAGUCGCCGAGCUGCCAUGUGGGCGACGAGAUUCAUCCUACAGUCAAAAGCAUCGCGCUUUUAAUGCGUGAUUAUGGCUUUUCAUCUUAAACCUCCUUGAAAUGGAUUUUUGGGGAUACUUGGAUCACAUACGUGUCUGCGUCGUCGAUAAACUGAGUCCUGCACUGACUCGCGAGAGCUCUAAUGAAGCUAGCCCCGGAGGUACUCCCAGGGAGUCGGAUCAUGGUGCAACAUCAGUGGCGGACCGGGUGUCACGGGAGGAGGUGCGGAGAGAAAACGAACACUUGGCGACAGAGCUAGAUGUCGUGCAAAGGGAGUACAAGAAACUGAAGCAGAUCGUCGACCAGCUGGGCAGAGAGUACGAGGACUCGAAGGAGUUCGACCCUGUCCGCAGGUACAAGCGACUGAAGGGCAUGAUAAAGAGGACGGUUCUCCAUCUCCACCUAGACCCCGACCAGAAGGGAUCCACGCAGAGGGUGGUCGGCAUCAUGCAAGGGUGCAAAGAAUAUGCACAACAAAUGGAGAGCCAAAAGAGACGAGGAGAACGAAUAGCCAAAUUGGAAAAAGAAGAUAUAGUGGCAGAAAAUCGCAGAAUGCAGGAACAGAUCAAGGAAAGCCGGCGAAAAUGUUCAAUAAUUCGUGAUCUCAUCAUUCAAAUGGAACAGGGCUACCACAAUUCCAAACGCUACGUCAUGAUACAGAGAUACCAAUUAAUUAAAAACAUGAUCAAAACGGUCAUUCACGACAAACUUAUAUAACGCUAUGCUGUUAGUGUUUAAACACAUUCAAUAUGUUUUACAUUUAUGCUUCAUAAGUCCAGGUAUACGAGUUUGAUCUUUCGUGUCGAAACGGAUCUAUUCGGUAAACUUUCUACAAUUAUGACGUGCGUGUAAUGCAACCUGCUGUUCCUUAACAGUUGUAUUAUGUUUUGCUGGAAGUACUGCCCACUGUUUCAAAACACUUGUAUUAUGUUUGAGAGACUGCCCUUUAUGUCAAAACAUGUGUAUAAUGUUUUAGUGAAGUAUUGCCCUUUAUGUCAAAACACUUGUAUAAUGUUUUAAUGAAGUACUGCCCUUUA